Molecule: messenger RNA, 10659 nt
Organism: Osmia bicornis bicornis
Lineage: Eukaryota; Metazoa; Arthropoda; Insecta; Hymenoptera; Megachilidae
Product: vacuolar protein sorting-associated protein 13C-like
Exons: 51
Coding region: 235-10566 (3443 amino acids)
Biological process (GO): protein targeting to vacuole; protein retention in Golgi apparatus
Cellular component (GO): extrinsic component of membrane
Source: RefSeq, a predicted model, not a curated record
UGUAGAUGUCCAAUAAACGGAGACAACUCGUUAUCCGUGCUGGUCAGGCACGACGGGAUUUCAAAGAGAUAGAGAAAAGCGGAUCAAUAAAAUACUGUAGUUUUGCGCAUGACGGAAUUUAUUUUACAAAUUUCAGAAGGUUAUGAGAAGAAGUAUCAAUGCUAGAGAAAACCGUGUUGCAUCGAAUGCGGUAAGUAUAUAAACAACGUUACACAUUCAGUUAUACGCGAAACAAUGUUCGAGGGUGCCAUAGCGGCCUUCUUGAAUCGGCUUCUGGGGAAGUAUGUCGAAGACUUGGACACCGAACAGUUUAAUGUCGGUAUAUUUUCUGGCGAUACUUGUCUCACCGAUCUUAAACUGAAACCCGAAGCUUUGUAUCAGCUUGGUUUACCGAUCAAGGUAGAAGUAGGACUUAUAGGGAAGAUUGUUUUAAAAAUACCAUGGGCUGGACUAUUUUCUCAACCGAUUGUACUUUGUCUAGAGGAUAUAUACAUAGUAGCUGUACCUGCUACAUAUGGUUCGUAUGAUCCAGAAAUACAGAAAAAGUUAAUCAGGGCAGAGAAGAGAAAAAUUUUGGAAGAUUUAAAGGAAGAUGAAACCUAUACGACAGAAUUAUUUGAUAAUUUGUUGAAAUCAGUGACAAAGAAUUUUCAAAUCACUAUAAAUAAUGUACAUAUUAGAUACGAAGAAGAGAUAAACGACGAAUCUCUAUGCGCUUGUGGUAUUUGUAUUCAAAGCGUAUCUAUAAUGACUACGAAUAGCAAAUGGAAACCUGGCAUUUGUACGAGCAAUUUAAGCACAAUUUAUCAACUGGUCAGAGCAGAAUCUUUGAGCAUAUAUAUGGAUAACAAUACAGAAUCUGCUUUUACAAAUAACGGGUGCGACUGGGAUAUAUCCGCUAUUUUUGCAUGGAAAAGUACAAUGCAUAAAGCGUUGCAAACAUUUGGUAUGAGAAACAAAGAGUUUCAAUUCCUUCUAAAACCUUUUACUGCAAAAAUAAAAGUAAUCAUAUACAAAGGAAAUGAAACGCAAACAUCUCGUAUGUUGGUUGAUAUUGUUCUUCACGAUGUUGCAAUGCAAAUUUCCGAAAUGCAGUAUAUUACUUUCUGUCAUCUCUACGACUCGUUACUGCGUACAAAUAUUAAAAAACAAUAUAUGAAAUAUCGUCCUAAUGAAAUUAUAAAGAAAAAUCCAUCAGCUUGGUGGAAGUAUGCCUACAAUUCUAUUUUGGAUUAUAACGUGAAACCUUAUACCUGGAAAAAAAUUGUUGAACAUAGAAAAAAUUACAGAAGGUACAAAGAAGCGUGUCUACAGAGUUUACUUAAGCCAAAUGAUACAGAACUGAAGCUGGAUUUGCAAAAAUACGAAGAUUCUUUAACAAUGUUUAACAUAGUAAUAGCUAGAGAACAUGCUAGACAAGAAUUGAAAAAUAGAAUGAUUAAAGAAAAACAUCAAGGCGUGAAUAACGGUGGUCUAUCGCUAAAUAGUAUGAAGAAUGGUACAUCUUUAAGCGAAGAGGAAGUACAAAAUAUAGAAAUAAAGAAUAAGGCAACUCAAGGGCAGGAAACGAAGAUAUCUUCCGAUGAUAUUAGUAACAGUUCAGAAAAACAAAUCAAAAUAGAAAAGCUCCUACAACCAAUUGAUUACAAGUUGAAUUUUACAUUAGCAAAUUCUUGUUUAAGUCUUUUAAAAAAUGACAAAGAAAUUCUUGUUGUAACUAUAACACAAUUCUUAACAAGUAUUGAGAUACGACCUGCAUUGUCUGCUUUUAAAAUAUCUACACGGGCCGAGAGUUUUGUAAUUGAAGGUGUCUCUCUGGAAGGUGAUCUAGUGCCCUUAAUUACUGUCGAUAAUAUUUUAACAGGAAAUGUAUCAACAAAUUUUUUGGCAAUAGACUUUGAGAAAAAUGGCGAAAAUAUAGAUCCAACUUUUGAUGUGUCUAUAAGCCUAGAAGCUAUUGAAGUGACUUAUUAUCAUCAUGCUAUGAUGGAAAUUAUUCGAUUUUUCAAACUUAGCGAUACAAACGUUCAAACAACUAUUUUGUGGGUGUACGAGUUGUGUAAUUACAUGAAGAAGAAUCUCUUGGUUCUGGUAGAAAAUAUAGUAUCUCAGACGCUACGGAUCAGUUUUAAAAUAGAUAUUAAAGGGCCGUAUAUUGUAUUUCCCGAACAUGGAUCAAUGCAAAGAGAUGGAAACAUUCUUCUCGUUGAUUUUGGCAAUGUGAACCUGUCUAAUGAACUUCAGAAUACGAAUUUACAACUUGAAGAUGCCACACUUAUGGAAUUAGAGGAAUUACUUUAUGAUAGAAUCCAUAUUGUAUUUUCAGGAGCACAGAUAUUAUUUUGUCACUCGGGGGAUGAUUGGAGGUCAGUCAGAAAGAUGAAAGAUUCCGAAUAUCAUUUUGUGCCGAAAAUACAAGCAAAUACAACAAUUUCGUAUAGUGUCAAACCUGAAUAUCACCAGCUACCACGGACUAAAGUAAAUGUUUCUAUUUCAUGUAUUAAAUUCAAUUUAUCGGAAAACAAGAUACAACAGAGUGUUCACUUUUUAAAUCUCUUGUUGUUGAUGUAUCAGAAGAAUGUCAAGAAAUGUGAGGAGGACUUAACGCAACACGUCCCAAAGAAAAGAUUAAAUAAACUUUUCGUAUCGAUGAAACAACUUAAAAAUGUGCAAAGCACUAUAUGUCUGCCGUCGAUUGAAAGAUCCAAAAACAAAUUUACAACUGUUACUAAGGAAUUUUGGACGACUAACGUACAAAAACUCGAUAGUAUUGUAUCCUCUGAAGUCAGUGAAGAAGAUUUGGAAUUACUAUCAAAGACUAUCAGUUUAUCUGGAUUCGACGACAGUGUAUCUCCGUGUAAUCAUAUCAAUCUCUUGUUAAGAUUCGCUAUUGGAGAGUUAUCGAUUCACUUGGCAAGUAUGAAUUGUGGAAGAGAAGAGCCUUAUUUACAUCUUAGAUUACAUGCAUUAUAUCUUGAAACUGCAAUAAUGCAAUAUGGAUCUGCUAUCCAGUUUGGUGUAGGAUCUGUUUUGUUGGUAGACAAAACAAAUGCAGGAGUAACUGGAUCAUAUUUAGAAUUAAUAUCUACCGAAGAACCUUAUGAAGUUCUUGUAGUAUCAUUUCGUAAGGUCAAAUCAAAUUGUCCUGAUUUUAAGUCUCACUUCAAAAGUAUUGAACGAUCUCUUGUUAUAAACAUACUUAACGUCAAUAUAAAUCUUCACAGACCUGCGCUACUAAAAAUAAAAGACCAUUGGUAUAAUUUAUUCGGCAUUUUUGAAAACAAUAAUCUUUUCAAUGUUCUGAAAAACUUAUGCCAGAGUAUCGUACAAUGGAAAGUAAAAGAAAAUGAUCCACCUAUUCCUCCAGGUGCUAUUAAAUUGAAUUAUUCUGCAAGGCUUAACGCCCUCGUGAUUAGAUUUUGUGACAGAGAUUUGGAUUUAAUGGAAAUACAGAUCCUGGGACUAGAAAAUGAUUGUAUUUACAAUGCUAAUGAAAGAAUGGUUUUACGUGCACAUCUUACACAGUUAUCUGUUGAAGAUAUGACCGAAGAUACACUUUAUUCAAAAUUACUGAUAACGGAGGAGGAUAAAGUUCUUGAUUUAAAAUAUGUGAGACACAUGCCAAAAUUGUAUAAAUGUUCCGAUAUCGAUACGAAUGGAGAUGAUGUGAUGUCGGAUGGAACAUUUAGGUUUUCUAUCGGGAGAAUCAGUUGUGUACUUAUUUAUAAAGUAUUGCACGAUUUAAAGUAUUUUUUAACACCAUUUACUUCCACAUAUUGCUUGAGCAUAAAAAAUUACUUAACCGAUAAAGUUAUGAGCGGUAUCGAGGAAUUUAAAAGAACCGCAACGAAGUUACAUGUUUUCAUCGACAUUCAAGGCCCUAUAUUUCUUUUACCUCAACGAAAAGAUGUGCCAACUCUUCUAGUAUUAAAUACAGGUGUAUUAUCGGUAGAAAAUUUUUUCAAAAGAAACGAUCAGUUCAAUCAAAGUAUUAAGGUAGCUGGCAACGAUACAAAUCAGUUAAUAAUUGAUAACAUUUUAGUAAAGCUGAACAAUGUAACUGUAUCCAGAGCAAUUAUGACGCUCAAUCAAGACUUGGAAAUUCAAGAACCGAUCGUUGAGCCGGUUCAUAUUCAUUUUGAUAUUAAAAGAAAAGCAGAGUAUCGUAGCGCAAUGGAGUUUCAAACGUAUGGUCUAUUCAAUUUACAAGGUUCUAUGGAUUUUGUAAACAUUAAUCUAAGCCAGAGAGACCUGAAGUCUAGUAUAUUAGUGUGGAAAGAUAACAUUUCGAAAAUUAUACUAUUUAAAAAUGCAUAUGAAAAUCAAGUACAGUCUACAAUGGAAGAUCAGUUGAAGAAAGCCGAGGUGGAAGAUGUGAUGGUGAAGAAAUUAGAAGAUUUUCUUACGCACAAUGAAAAUACAGUGUGUGAAGUUAAUAUGAAACUAACAUUAGAAGGAUUGCAAUUGAAUUUAUUUUUAGAUUCAGAAGAGGUACUGAGUUCACCGGUUCGUGAUCUGAAUCAUGGUUUAUGCAGAUUAACGUUCGGAGAAAUAAUCAAUACGUACGGAUUUUAUAGCGACAAAAGUCUAAAGAUGAAAUUCUCUCUUCAGAGUUGUGUUUUACAAGAUACCCGAAAGGAAUCACAAAUUAUAAGAAAAAUAAUUCAAUCACCAGCAAGAUUAAUUGGAGUGCAACCUGAAUCCUACAUAUGUAUUUCUAUGUCACCGAUUGUUGAUAUUACGUAUACUUGCGGGCCACAGGGUGAAAAAUGUUUUGAUGCACUUAUUCAAGAAUUUAGAGUGAAUUUGUCUGUUCCAUUCGUGAUGCAUCUUACUCGAUACAUAAUGGAUUCAUUUCCAGCAGAUCAGAUUGACAAAGGAAUUGUCAAUCACGGAUACGAGAAUAACAAUUCAACGAUAAGCAGGGAUAAUAUCACUGCAGAAAGAAAGAAAUUAAAAUACGCACAAUAUUUUAAAGAAGAACCAGAUGCUUCGAUAUCUGUGAGGAUACAUAAACCCGAGAUUUUACUUUUUGGAGAUUUGAAAGCAACCAACGCGCAUGUAAUUCUAUUGCAAGCUGAAAUAUCUAUUGAAAGUAGCAGACACAGUUGUUCAUCGUCCAUUGUAUGUACACUUACCGACAUACGAGCCAAAUCAAGGAGACAAGGAAAUUAUUCCCGUUAUACUCCGUACUGGCUACUGUGUCCUUGCGAUAUAGAAAUUUGUCGAAAAGAAGAACCACCCGAAUUUAACGUCGAUUAUACUGUCACUGUGAACAAAAUUAACGUUCAUCUCUCUGCAGAAAUAAUACAUGCAUUUAUCAAUAUACUGAGCGAAGCCACAAAUUUAAUGAAUAGCGUUAACUUGAGAUUGGAAGAUAAUAAAUCUUUCAAUCAUGAUUAUUCUAAUGUGCACAUUAAUCUAUGGACACCGGUAAAAAUUUCCAAUGUUCCGUAUAAGAAACUGAACGAUGAUGAUUCACAUUUAAAUUACGAAUGCAACGAUAGAGUGGUAACGAUUAAUCUAAAGCCAUUAGUAAUUUGUUUAUUACUGGAAAUUGAAUAUCUGACAGAAAGACUUCCUGUUAUACAAAUGCACAGCAUAGUUACAGCUUCUAUUAACGAUUGGUUUAACGAUUUUAAUUUUGAAUCAAAUAUAAAGCUUCAUGCACUCUGUUAUAACGUGGAUUAUAAAAGUUGGGAACCCUUAAUUGAUUUUUGUUCAGAAGACGAUACAACCUGUAGACCAUGGGAAUUAAUGAUAAAAAUGCGUCAUGGCGAAGCUUUUAUGAUAAAUUCAAACUGGACUAAUUCGCAUCAGCAUAUAAAACAAGACGCGCUGAAAGUUAAAAAGAGAAACGCUAAGAAUACCGAUCAGGAUGUUACAGAUAUGGUUUUUAUAAGCCCAGAUCAUUUAACAGUACCAAAAUCAAACGAGACAGAUCUGUAUUCAACGUACGAAGAAGACUCUGACACGGAUGACGAUGAAGGUCAGAAAAAAUUAGUAAAAACUUCCAAUUACUUGUUUAACAGUAACAGUAGCGAAGAGGAAGAUAGCGAUAGCGAGAAUUCUAGCACAAACGAAGACGAGGGAUUAGAGUUAACACCGGAAUGUAACGUAGACUCCUUUGGACCCGUUGGACGGGAAUCAAUUAAAUCAAACGAUGUGGCGGUCUACAUUACUGUAUCAACAGAGGAUAAACUGAAUAUUGUGAUUACUUCGAAUUUAAUUGCCGUAAUGGAUAUUAUUGUAAAUGCAUUUCAACAAGCUGCUAGUGGAAUACCGAUAAUACCUGCUCCUAUGAGAAAAUUAAAUCUUCAAAACCAUAUCGGUCAUGAAAGUCGACUAGAACUUCUUGUUUCAGAAGAAGAAGAUAAGAAAAGCGUAACCCGUGUCAUCGUCAGUCAAGAUUACCAUGAUAUUAAUUCACCAGCAAGUGUUCCAAGUAGUCCAGAAGUGGAAACUCAAUCAGGUGUUGCUAGCCCCCAGUGGGGUGAUAAUGAAACUGAUUUUGCUGAUCCAGACGUAAAUUCCGAAAAUUAUUCAGUGCCAAUGGAAGAAAUGUUUCAGGAUGACUCCACCAUUGAUAUAUACAAGACAAUCACCGGAGAAGUGUUACAUGUCAUUUUUAAAGGAUUUGACGAUGUAUUAGUAUAUUGUCCAAAAAGACAAGGUUGCAAUCUGAUUCCACUUCGACCUAUCAGACACGAAGUUCGCUAUCAUUUAGUUAUAGAAGCUACGAUAAACAAUUAUUUGCAUCGUACAAUUACUGUACGAUCUCCUUUACAGUUUCGAAACGAAACAUCGUAUGCAUUGGGUCUUUACUAUAAAAAAUCAUUACUAGAUAAAUUGGGGCUUACGUGUAUCGGUGAACCUACAAAUCCCUUUGAUGACAACAUUAGAAUGACAAUAAUUGAACCUGAUUCUACUUACAGUGUUCCCUUAUACAUAGCUUAUCACUUUCCUAUACAUAUAUUGCCUGCUUAUUUAGAAAAGUAUCAGGUCAGCGAAGAUGGGAUUUAUUGGAAAGAACUAAGCGCAACAAUGAAUGUUAUUAAAGAUAUAUGUUGUAAAACAAAAGCUGACGAAAGUAAUUCUGUAUUUUGCGUUAAAGUCUCUUGUAACGAAGUCUCGUUAACUACAAGACCGAGCUGCCAAGUACCAAGUUACUUGAUAAGCAUUCACUCUCCCCUUAUUUUGAACAAUCAGCUACCAUUUGUUAUAGACGUUCAUAUACCUGCUAUUAAUUAUGAAGUAAAAAUUGAGCCAGGAGAAAGAAUAAACAUGCAUUCUUUAAAUUGUAAUACCGAUAUCCAAUUUGUUUUUAAGAUUCAAAAUUAUUUGGGUAUUUAUUGGACCGGAAUGGUUAAGCUGAACACGAAUUUAGAAAGAAAAUUUGUUGCGAUGAAUGCAGAUAGCGAGGUUGAUUCGGCAAAAUCUUUUUUACUGUGUAUAGAACUGUGUAAAGUUAAAAGUUGGCACGUUGUUAUUCAGUCUCAAUACUGGAUGAUAAACAAGUCUGGAUUACCUUUGUUCAUUCAGGAAUGUUAUACUCAUAUAAUUAACGAGAUACCAGAAGAAGAAUUGAUGAUAUUUUCUCAAAAGAACAAUAAGAAAAGCAUGGUUAGAUUAAGAGCCCAUCAAUCCGAAUGGUCUUUGCCAUUUGGACUAGAAGGAAUUACCUCAAUGUCUUUGAUUGUAUGCAAAGAUACAGAACGAGGAAGAAAAUACAGAAUCUUAACAGAGAUUGAAAGUUCUCGUUUAUCUCCUAAUUUCACAAAAAUUAUAACAUUUCUUCCUUAUUUCUACAUUAGCAACAAAACAAAAAGAAACUUGAGAUUUAUGGAAGAAAACGAUCAAGCGGAUUUAUGGAACGAUCUUUUACCCGGACAAAUUAUGCCAUUUUGGCCGGUUACAGAAUCAAUGAAGAUGAAAAUAAAAUGGAGAAAUAGUCAAUUGGUGUCUCAGCAUUUCAACGUUACACGCGUAGGAAAGACUGUAUUGAGAAUGGACAAUGGUUCAGCAAUCACCGUACAAAUCAAAGGUGGCAUCACUUCUCCGUAUUAUGUAACAUUUCAAAAAUAUGUGACUGGUGAUAUACCCAUAAGAAUAGACAAUUUUUGUGACAAUUUAUUUUUGAAAAUUAGUCAAUGUAAUUUAGGACAGGUAGCUUUGAUAAAUCCAUUUCAAAGUCUCCUGUACACAUGGGAUGACCCUACUAAGACUAGGGAACUCAUUUGGAAUGUAUAUAACAAUAAAAAACCUGGAUACAAUGCAAAAUUUGAAAAGGAUGGAUACGGACAAGAAGUUAUACCACUUGUGAUUGUGGAAAAAUGUAGCGGUGGAUCGUCUUCUGCAUGUACGAUUAAACCAACUAAUAAUAAAUUAACGUGGCUGGAAUCUAAACCUGAGAGUAUUAAUAGGGAGAAUAAUAAUUGUGACGAUAACGAUGACAACGACGAUGACGAUGACGACGACGACGACGACGACGACAAUGACGAUAACGAUGACGAUAAUAAUGAUAAAUCGUCGACAGAUAAAACAAUUGUUUAUUGGGUGAGUUACAUGGAAGUGAACCAACGAGUAUUACUAUUUACUCAACACGAAACGCUAUUCUUAAAAGCAAAAAGUAUCAUUGAUCCAGAAGCUAGUAAAAAGGAAAUAUUUCUAUCCUUUGCUGGUAUUGGCAUCAGUAUUGUAACAAAAUCUAAUGAAAUUCUGAAGGAAUUAGUAUAUGGAAAUAUAACAGAUUCAGCAGCUCAUUGGGAGCUUUAUUUUGACAGAAAAUGGAAGAGUUUAUCGUUAGAACUGAGUGCAUGGCUAGAAUGCAAAUAUGUACAUUCUUGUAAAAAAGCACAGUUAGAGAAUUUUAUUGAUGUUGAUCUUGUAAAAAUGCAUAUGACUAAACCGUUCUUUGGAAAACUAAGAAGAACCUAUUCUCCAGGAAUUUGGUUACACUGCAGGAAAUCUAUGUCAUUGACUCAUUUGCAGGGUUACAUACACAAAAUACAGGUGGAUGAUCAAGUUCGUAAUACUACCUUUCCAGUGAUUUUAUAUUCUAAUUUGCAAAAAAGUAUCAUCAAUUAUGCAGGAAGUCAUAGAUUGAAGCAUUGCGUAGAAUUUGCAUAUUUGAAACAGAGAAAGCUGAAUUAUGAUGUUUACAAAGGUGUUUGCCUUAUAAUUAGAGAAUUUAAUUUAAAUCUACAAGAAGGCUUACUACUUUCUCUGAUCAAUUUGAUUCCAAAAAAACCGGAAACUAAAUAUUCUAUCGCCGUGAAAUUAAGAAAGGAUGUUUCAAGUAUUCAUAUAUUACCUUUCAGCAAAAGUAACGGUACAACUGUUAAGAGAAAAAAUAUAAUAGAACAUAUAUAUAUUUCUCCGAUCAUGAUACGUUUAACAUUGUUAGCCGAUACAGAAAGACCUAAUAUUUAUAAUAUUAGCGAUAUAGCAGAUUAUAAGAAUGUCGUUAGAUUUAUUUUUGAAUAUUCUGAAAAGGGAGGAUUUGAGAAAUAUACCGAACUACGACUUCCUUGCUAUCAAGAAAAUUUCAUCACCGUUGAAAACGAAGAACUUGUACUAGAUUUAUCACGAUCUUAUAUGACUCAGAUUAUGCAGCAAUUUCAUGUUUUAAUACGUUCGACUACCGUCUUAGGAAAUCAAUGUGGUUAUAACUUUAAAUCGCCAGGAGACAACUUUUAUGAAUCUAAUAUGCUGAUUUUGUGCGGAGAUGAAAUAGCAGAGAAACUGAGUCAAGAAAUAACAUGCCAGCUAGGGUACAAUACACCAGACACUACUACGCAAACUUCAAUCUUUAAUUUUGACAUCGAACCACGUGUGAUGCAAUCGAAAGCAAAAGAGCCAUGUUUUCAAAACAAAGAUAUACCUCCUUUCUCGCUAUAUAGCUCAUUUUCUACAGAACUCGAAUUAGAAACAUUCAGCAUAGUAGCUGCAUUUAGAAGUAGUAUUCAUCAAGAAGAAUUAAAGUACUUGUUCAAAACUUUGGGAAAGAAAACGUCAAUAUUUUUUAACAAUGAAAGUUCCUCUUUAAAGGCUUACUCAAAAAUAAUAGCAGAUAUUAUAAAAAGGGCACAAGAAAUAGGUCAUAAGUUUAUAUCUCGGAUACGCCUAGCACGCUACGUGAAUCCGUAUAAGGGAGUUGAAGUAUUUUCAAUGCAUAAAGCUAAGGGAAUGCAUCUCUUAAGUAUGGUAAACAAAAAUCCUGGUAUCGAUACAGAAAUAUAUUGGGCACAUACUGCUCUUUCUGACGAUGGUAAACAUAUAGCUCUAGUUUCGUUGCAGCGACUGUAUUUCAUUGAGAGAGGAUGUACAUGGGGAUCUCUGAAUGUAAAGUGGACCUUAGAUACCCAUCAAUUACUGUCACCGCCUACGGUGCUGAAUAACAAGCUUAUUUUCCAUGUGAAUAAGAACGACGGUACUUUGUCACCCAUAAUGGAUUGGUACUUGGAAAGCGAUGCAGCAGACAUUCUGGAGUGGCUGUGCCAGAAAAUAAAUAUAGCCAUGAUCUUGAACAUGGAGAACAGUAUUUGUUCAAAGCAAGUUGUAUAACUGGAAUCCGAACUAUAAAACAAAAAAAAAAACAAACCAAUUAUUGUAUAUUUAAAUUACUCAGGCACAAUAAAUUCUCUGACAAACGCAGUA